This is a messenger RNA of Cyclopterus lumpus (lumpfish), 563 nucleotides long. RefSeq names its product basement membrane-specific heparan sulfate proteoglycan core protein-like. Bases 1 to 498 code for a protein of 165 amino acids. The record is from RefSeq and is a predicted model, not a curated record. The transcript is spliced from 4 exons. Lineage: Eukaryota; Metazoa; Chordata; Actinopteri; Perciformes; Cyclopteridae. Gene Ontology annotation, molecular function: protein binding.
AUGUCAGAUGAGCACAGGUGUGGUGAUGGGACAUGUAUCCUGGCGGAAUACCUGUGUGACAACAGACCAGACUGCAGAGACAUGAGUGAUGAGACCAUCUGUGUGCCUACACCCAUCAUCACCUGGAGACUCAACUGGGGACAUAUUCCUUUAAGUGGCAGGAUCUCCAUGACCAGCGAGAAUGGCCAUGGCACCCUGACCAUUCGCGAUGUGAAGGAGGCCGAUCAGGGGGCGUACACCUGUGAGGCCAUCAAUGCUAAAGGCCUGGUGUUUGGUAUCCCCGAUGGCGUGCUUACUCUCACAUUGAAUCCAAAUUCAGGAAACUGUCCUGAUGGUCAUUUCAGCGUGGAGGGCCGCUGUGUCUCCUGCUUCUGUGCUGGAAUCUCCAAGAACUGCAGGAGCACCGGACACUACCGCAACCACAUCAGCCUGCGUUUCACCCAGGAGGAAGACUUCAAAGGCACUGAAGCCAUUCUUAUUAAACUGAUGAAGAGCUAACAAAGCAGCCACACUGUCAACUGAAUUACCUUUAAAGUGUGUGUGGUCCUCGUAUUUAGAGCAUA